AUGCACGUUCUUAUCAUCGGAGGAAGUGGUCGCACUGGAAAGCUCACCAUUUCCGAGUUUCUACGUCAAGGUCACCAAGUCACGGCAUUGGUUCGCAACCCAGACUCGAUGGACGAUUGUCCAGAUGUCAAUGUCUUCGAAGGGACUCCAACAAACAUCGAAAACGUACGAGAUGUCUUCAAAAUUCAAACACCGGACGCAGUGGUCGUGACUCUUAGCGCCCCAAGAGCCUCUGACAGUCCAUUCGCUGCUCCGAUCUCUCCACCACGCCUAAUGGCCGACAGCAAUGCCAAUGUGGUAUCUGUCAUGAAGGAGUUCAACGUCCCCAAAAUCGUGAUUCUCCAAGCCUUUGGGGUGGGUGCUUCGUGGGAUAAUAUGCCCUGUUUGAUGAAGGGCCUGAUGAGCAAGUCCAACAUGAUUUACCAGUACAACGAUCACAACCAUACCGACCGCGAGGUCCGUCAGAGUGGUGUUACCUAUGUGAUGGUGCGUCCGUCGCGCUUAGUGGAAACUGAUGCUAUGGGGCUACGCGAGUGGCCAAAUGACGGGAAAGGUGUGCCAUUGAUGGGGUCUGCAAGCCGGAAGAGUGUUGCUUCUUUUUUGGUGAAUGUAGCUGUGCAAACAAAAUGGGAUAACUCUUGUCCUGUGAUCACAAACUGA
This is a messenger RNA of Penicillium manginii, 660 nucleotides long. RefSeq lists its product as uncharacterized. The record is from RefSeq and is a predicted model, not a curated record. The transcript has 3 exons. Lineage: Eukaryota; Fungi; Ascomycota; Eurotiomycetes; Eurotiales; Aspergillaceae. The coding region runs from base 1 to 660 and encodes 219 amino acids.